Brugia malayi is the source of this 1479-nucleotide messenger RNA. Its product is annotated as transporter, putative. NCBI's taxonomy places the organism in Eukaryota, Metazoa, Nematoda, Chromadorea, Rhabditida, Onchocercidae. The transcript has 8 exons. Gene Ontology annotation, molecular function: transmembrane transporter activity. Gene Ontology annotation, cellular component: membrane. The coding region runs from base 1 to 1479 and encodes 492 amino acids. Gene Ontology annotation, biological process: transmembrane transport. The record is from RefSeq and is a predicted model, not a curated record.
AUGGUAAGAGGUGCUCGUAUUUUCGACGUACUGUUUAGCAGAAAGCUACGUCGAUCACAUGAUGGAAGCACUAUGGGUUGUUGUGAAGCCAGCGUUCAUCAUGCAGUUAUCGUCAUUUUCCUCGAGUAUUUCGCCUGGGGAUUGCUUACUGUGCCGGUCAUUAAUGUCUUGGCUGAUACAUUUCCUACAAAUAAGUUUUUAAUGAAUGGUGUGAUUCUUGGCAUUAAAGGUCUUCUCUCAUUUCUGAGUGCUCCAUUACUUGGUGCUGUAUCGGAUAAAUGGGGACGCAAGUCAUUUUUGCUACUUACUGUAUUUUUCACAUGCAUGCCAAUACCAUGCCUUAAAAUUAGUCCAUGGUGGUAUUUUGCUCUGUUUUCAAUUAGUGGCUUAUUUUCAACAACAUUCAGUGUUGUACUUGCAUAUGUGGCUGAUAUCACCGAUAAAGCUGAUCGUUCAACUGCUUAUGGCCUUAUUUCUGCCACAUUUGCAGCAUCUUUAGUUACAUCUCCAGCACUUGGAGCAUGGAUUUCUGAAUCGUGGGGUGACGAUAGCGUCGUUUUACUUGCCACAGUAAUUGCAAGUUUGGAUGUACUAUUUAUAUUAUUGGUAGUGCCAGAAUCAUUACCUUCCCGUAAUCGUCGAGUAGUAGAUGCAUUUCGUUGGCAAAGAGCUGAUCCCUUUGCAACACUACGAAUUGUUUGGGAGGAUCGUUUGGUGCUUCACUUGGCUGCUAUUAUUUUUUUAAGUUAUCUUCCUGAAGCUGGCCAAUUCUCUUGUUUUUUCGUAUAUUUAAAACUUGUGGUUGGUUUCACUCCGGAAGCAGUUGCCGUUUUCAUUGGACUUGUUGGUAUAUUAUCUGUUAUCGCUCAAACCGGCAUACUUUUCCUUCUUACUAACACUGUUGGCACGAAAUAUACAAUAACUCUUGGCCUGUCAUUUCAGUUUGCUCAAUUAUUAUGGUAUGGUUUGGGUACCAAAUAUUGGAUGAUGUGGGCUGCUGGUCUAUUAGUAGCGAUGAGUCAAUUGAUCUAUCCAUCAAUUAGUGCAUUUGUUAGUGUACACAGCGAUCGUGAUAAACAAGGGACUGUACAGGGUGUCAUUACUGGUGUCCGUGGAUUAUGUCAAGGUUUGGGCCCAGCUCUAUUCGGUUUUAUAUUUUAUUUGUUUGAUAUGGAUUUAAAUGUGGAUAACGAUGGUACGGGUCACAUUGGAAUACCCCCUUUUCCGGCACCUCGCAUUCGAGUUCAACCAAUUAUUUCACCGCGUCGAAAUGCAACUUCAUUUGACAAACCAGCAUUUAACUGGAAGUUAAUCCCAGGACCACCAUUUUUUUUCGGAUCGUUAAUGGUACUACUUGCCUUAUUUGUGAAUUCAUCAUUGCCAAAGGUGCCGUCAGUGAAUACGCGAUUUUUCCGGCGUCCGAGUACUGCACAUAGUCGGCAGUCAUCAGACGAUUCUCGUUUACUUCAGAACUCAUAG